Symbiodinium sp. CCMP2592 is the source of this 999-nucleotide messenger RNA. The record is from the annotation of a GenBank genome assembly. NCBI's taxonomy places the organism in Eukaryota, Dinophyceae, Suessiales, Symbiodiniaceae.
AUGACUUCUUUUGUGGUGACCACGUGUUCUGUCAAUGCGGUAUACCUUUGCAGUGGCAAUGCUGUUGCUGUUGUGUCGGUUGGCAGCGGGGAGGAUGAGAUGGCCGUCGCCGAAACGUACAAGAAUCAGAAUGGUGGCAGCGGUAUCGAAGCUGCAGCCGCUGCAGCGGCCGCACUGGGUGCCGCAUUGAAGGCCAGCAUGACCGGCGGAUCUGUUGAUGCUGACGAGUGCCUGAAGGUCGCACAGAAAGAGAUGCAAAAAGUUGCGACCCGGAAGCAAAGGGAAGCAAAAGGCGAAGCAGUGCUUGCCUCGCGGCUAGCGGCAGUCGGCUAUGAGGGCCAAGCGAAAUCUGAAGCUUUGCGCCUCGCGCACCAGCAGCGUGCAUCGCGCCUCGUCACAGAGAAGAACGAGCGCUUGGCCGAAGAUGUUGCGACUCGCCGCGCCAUGCGCGAGGAGCGAGCCACAGCGGCUGCAAGUAGGCGAUGCCUCUCCGAGGCUCGUGCACGAUUUGUGCGGCGCUGGCCGCAACCGGAGGAGGCGCUCGACUCAACCCCGUCCUCCUUGCCCAGCCUGCUGGCCGACGAUCCAGUCGUUCGGCGGGCGAAGGCGCUUUGCAGCGGAGCUGCGCAGGCAGUCGCCCAGCUUGAGGAGCAGAACCAGCUGCUCAGAGCGAAGCCCACGCUGCAGGUCGUUAGGCCCGAGCCCAAGGAACCCAAAAUCCCUUCGCGGGGGCCCACGCCGAUGCCCAGCAACGAGGAGCUCAUUGCGAAGGCAAAGGAGCUCCUGGCAGAUUACAAGCCAGAAAAACUUCGGCAGCCGGCUUCCGGUCGAACUUCUUCGGCCCGGACAACUGCAGCCUCAGCGGAGAGCUCCACGAGGAACUCACCACGGCACGGUGCUGGAGGUGGUGGAGAUCUCACUGCUCUCCAGCGUGCUAGACAGCAAUGCGCCGAUGUGUGUGUAGAGCUGACCAGCAAGAAGGACACACUGAGGCGGUAG